AUGCCUCAUAUCCUGAUGCUGCAGCACAACCAACAUCUCUCUCUUCUCUCUGCAGCCUGCCCAGCUGGGACAUUCAAAGCCAGUCAGGGUGCAGGGCUGUGUGCCCCGUGUCCCCCCAACAGCCGCUCCAGUGCUGAGGCCUCACCGCUCUGCGCCUGUCGCAAUGGCUACUUUCGGGCUGACCUGGACCCACCGACAGCUGCCUGCACCAGCGUCCCCUCCGGUCCACGCAACGUCAUCUCCAUUGUCAACGAGACCUCCAUCAUCCUGGAGUGGAACCCACCGCGGGAGACGGGAGGCCGGGAUGAUGUCACUUACAACAUCGUCUGCAAGAAGUGCCGGGCGGACCGGCGUGCCUGCUCCCGCUGUGACGACAACGUGGACUUUGUGCCCCGACAGCUGGGGCUGACAGAGACCCGUGUCUUCAUCAGCAGCCUCUGGGCACACACGCCCUACACCUUUGAGAUCCAGGCGGUCAACGGGGUUUCCAACAAGAGCCCCUUCCCACCCCAGCAUGUCUCUGUGAACAUCACCACCAACCAAGCUGCACCCUCCACUGUCCCCAUCAUGCACCAGGUGAGUGCCACCAUGAGGAGCAUCACGCUGUCCUGGCCACAGCCGGAGCAGCCCAAUGGCAUCAUCCUAGACUACGAACUGCGCUAUUACGAGAAGCUGAGCCGCAUCUGCACGCCUGACGUCAGCGGCGCUGUGGGCUCCAGACCGGCAGCGGACCACAACGAGUACAAUUCCUCCAUGGCCCGCAGUCAGACCAACACGGCCCGGCUGGAGGGGCUGCGCCCCGGCAUGGUGUACGUGGUGCAAGUGAGAGCGAGGACGGUGGCUGGCUAUGGGAAGUACAGUGGGAAGAUGUGCUUCCAGACACUGACUGAUGAUGACUACAAGUCUGAGCUGAGGGAGCAGCUGCCAUUGAUUGCGGGGUCUGCAGCGGCCGGCGUGGUCUUCAUCGUCUCACUGGUGGCCAUUUCCAUAGUCUGCAGCAGGAAGCGAGCGUACAGCAAGGAGGCGGUGUACAGCGAUAAGCUGCAGCACUACAGCACUGGGAGAGGGUCCCCAGGAAUGAAGAUUUACAUUGACCCCUUCACUUAUGAGGACCCCAAUGAGGCAGUGCGUGAGUUCGCCAAGGAGAUUGACGUCUCCUUUGUGAAGAUUGAAGAGGUCAUUGGAGCAGGGGAGUUUGGAGAGGUGUACAAAGGCCGCCUGAAGUUGCCUGGCAAGCGGGAGAUCUACGUGGCCAUCAAAACACUGAAGGCUGGCUACUCAGAGAAGCAGCGUCGGGAUUUCCUGAGCGAAGCCAGCAUCAUGGGGCAGUUUGACCACCCCAACAUCAUCCGGCUGGAAGGGGUGGUGACCAAGAGCCGACCAGUCAUGAUUAUCACAGAGUUCAUGGAGAAUGGGGCCCUGGACUCGUUCCUGCGGCAAAAUGACGGGCAGUUCACGGUGAUCCAGCUGGUGGGGAUGCUCAGAGGGAUUGCUGCUGGGAUGAAGUACCUGGCAGAGAUGAACUAUGUCCACAGGGAUCUGGCGGCCAGGAACAUUCUUGUCAACAGCAACCUGGUGUGCAAAGUGUCAGACUUUGGCCUCUCACGCUACCUGCAGGACGACACGUCUGAUCCCACCUACACCAGUUCCUUGGGUGGGAAGAUCCCUGUGCGAUGGACAGCACCGGAGGCGAUUGCGUAUCGCAAGUUCACGUCAGCCAGUGAUGUCUGGAGCUAUGGCAUCGUCAUGUGGGAGGUGAUGUCGUUUGGGGAGAGGCCCUACUGGGACAUGUCCAACCAGGACGUCAUCAAUGCCAUCGAGCAGGACUACCGGCUCCCGCCGCCCAUGGACUGCCCGGCUGCUCUGCACCAGCUGAUGCUGGACUGCUGGCAGAAGGACCGCAACACCCGGCCUCGCUUCGCCGAGAUUGUCAACACCCUCGACAAGAUGAUCCGCAACCCGGCAAGCCUCAAAACUGUGGCUACCAUCACCGCUGUGCCUUCUCAGCCCCUCCUCGACCGCUCUAUCCCUGAUUUCACUGCCUUUACCUCAGUAGAAGACUGGCUGAGCGCCGUCAAGAUGAGCCAGUAUAGAGACAACUUCCUGAGCGCUGGAUUCACCUCCCUCCAGCUGGUUGCCCAGAUGACAUCUGAAGACCUCUUGAGAAUAGGAGUAACUCUGGCUGGGCACCAGAAGAAGAUCCUGAACAGCAUCCAGUCCAUGCGCGUGCAGAUGAGUCAGUCUCCGACCUCGAUGGCGUGACGUCCCUCGCUCGACGGGGAGGGAACGGGGAGGGCAGGCAGCGGAGGUGGGAGGGAGGAACUGAUGGGAGCCGUGGGGCCACAGCUGGAGAGGGGCAGCCACGGCCAGACCGCGGAGGACGUUCCUGGGACUCGCCUUGGCCUGGUGACUUCCAUCCCUCACCAACAGAAGCACACUUACCGAUGUCACGGGGGACAGCAUAUAAAUAAGUAUAAAUAUGUACAAAUCAUAUAUUUAAAAAAAUGAAAAAAAACAAAAAAAAAAAACCAACA
Meleagris gallopavo (turkey) is the source of this 2534-nucleotide messenger RNA. Lineage: Eukaryota; Metazoa; Chordata; Aves; Galliformes; Phasianidae. The record is from RefSeq and is a predicted model, not a curated record.